AUGUUCGAAUCACUUCAAAUCGCAUAUAGAGAAUGGCGGCGAGAGCCUCGAUACACGCCAGUAGACGACACCGAAAGCCAAACCUCCUCCUCCUCCUCCUCCUCCUCAGAGUCAGAAGAAAAGCCGGGGAAGCCUAGCAGUAACAGCAACAGCAAACCAGGGGCAUGCAAACACAUCGCCACACGACGCGAAUGGCGAUCGCUGACGGAGACGGAAAGAAACGAGUUCGUGGACGCCAUCCAUUGUCUGGCGAGAACGCCGUCGGAGUGGGAUGGAGAGAAUAAUCGGACUGUUUACGAUGACUUUUCGAUUUUGCAUGGGGGGAUUGGGUCUUGGUGUCAUCGCUCGGCAUCUUUUCUACCGUGGCAUCGAUGGACGCUGCAUGUCUUUGAGAAUAUCCUCAAGGAUAAGUGUGGGUUUCCUAGGAGGGGUGCUAUACCCUACUGGGAUUGGUCCCUAGACCACCUCUCCCUCUCUUCUUCCUCCAUCUUCUCCCCCACGACCGGCUUCGGAUCCGAUGGCUCCCCUUCCUCGCCAUCCUCCCACACUUCCUCCGGUCUUACCAGCGUAGGCGACGGCCAUUGCGUUCUAGACGGGCCCUUCGCCGACCUAAGACCCAUCAUCUACAAUCACACCUACGUCACGCACUGUUUGUCCAGAGGGUUCAACGACCCCAAGCGCAACGUGACGGGCCAAAUCUCCGGGGAGCAGUUUAAACCGGAAGCGAUCGGUAUGAUACUGAGGACGGAGGGGUACGAGGAGUUUGGGAAGAGGGUGGAGGAGAGACUGCAUAAUGGAUUGCAUCAGGGGGUUGGAGGGGAUUUUAGGGCUAUGACUGCUGCUAAUGAUCCCCUAUUCUACGUCCACCACGCCUCCCUAGACAGAAUGUGGUGGCGCUGGCAAUGGGAAAACCCGGAGGUUCGACUGAGAGAGUACAGCGGGAAACACAUGUUCAACUCGACACCGGGAGAGGCGAGUGUCAAGGAUGUGUUGCUGUAUGGAGGGUUUACGGAGGAUGUGCAAGUGGAGAGGGCGAUGAAGCGAAGAAGAUGUGAACUCGAAGUGUCUGCAUUGAGAGGAUUCGUGGUGUUGCGGUUGGCGAGUGUCCGCGAUGCGUUACGUAGAGGUAGGCGCCGGCGCCAAAUGGCUACGGCGAAGCGCAGAUCCGUCAUCCGCCGCGUCAGGUCGAGUAAACGCUCCAAGCCCAAGUCGUAA
Molecule: messenger RNA, 1215 nt
Organism: Neurospora tetraspora
Lineage: Eukaryota; Fungi; Ascomycota; Sordariomycetes; Sordariales; Sordariaceae
Exons: 6
Coding region: 1-1215 (404 amino acids)
Molecular function (GO): oxidoreductase activity
Source: RefSeq, a predicted model, not a curated record